AAUAAUGUAACAGUACCUACGAUCUAGGUAUAGCAUAGUGUAUAGUGUUGUUUGCGUUAACACUUGUUAUGUUAAGGGCAAUGCUACAAUCUUUAUGCACCGGCUCAUGCUUUAUAUGGAAAUUCUUGUGUUCAGUAAAUAAAAAAAAAAAAUAAAUAAAUAAAUAAAAAGAGAAAAACUGCAGUUUUCACGGUUGAGCUCCUGACAACAUUACCCAUGAUUUAUGAAUCUUUCGGGGAAUUCAAUAAUAAGUGAAAUAAAUAUUUACGGAAACAGACGACAGUUUAUGUACCCACUGCAUAUAGGCAUUCCUAGCACUCAUCAAGGUUAGACCGUCGAUUAAGAACUUCAAAGCGAUAUUCUAUUUUCUUCUUCACACAUACGCACGGCAGAGAGAAGUACAUUAAAAAAUUUGCAUAGAUUUUGAAGGUGCCGGGGAAGCAAACUGUUCGUUAAGCCGAUUUCGUUAUGUUGCGGAGCGCAUUGAUGAUCAAAAUCAACGUCAUCGUUGUUAUCAAUAUCAAAAGUUAAUUUCAAUAUCUUACUACUGAUGAAAUAUGGAUGUAGCACAGAUUUUAUGCUUUUGUAUUUUAAUGCUCUUAGCCAGUAUACAUGUUGUUUCUGCAGUUAGCUGGGAAGAGUGGUGGACGUAUGAUGGCAUUUCCGGACCUGCUUUUUGGGGACUUAUCAAUCCAGAAUGGUCACUAUGUAAUAAAGGGCGACGACAAUCUCCCGUUAACUUGGAACCUCAGCGUUUACUUUUCGAUCCUAAUUUACGACAGUUACACAUAGAUAAACAUAGAAUAAGUGGCUUGAUAGCGAAUACCGGUCAUAGUGUUAUAUUCACAGCUGGAAAUGAUACAGUCGCCAAUUAUGAUGGCAUGCAGACACCGGUAAAUAUAACCGGAGGUCCAUUUUCCUAUAGAUAUAGAUUCCAUGAAAUACACAUUCAUUACGGGCUACACGAUCAAUUUGGCUCCGAGCACAGUGUCGACGGUUAUACAUUUCCCGCAGAGAUACAGAUAUUUGGCUAUAAUUCUCAAUUAUAUAACAACUUUUCGGAUGCUCUGAACAGAGCCCAAGGCAUUGUGGGUGUUUCUAUAUUAUUACAGUUGGGAGAUUUAUCAAACGCUGAGCUGCGUAUGCUUACCGAUCAGCUGGAACGCAUACGUUACGGUGGUGAUGAGGCAUUUGUGAAACGCUUAUCAAUACGUGGUCUUUUGCCCGACACCGAUCACUACAUGACUUAUGAUGGUUCCACAACAGCUCCAGCCUGCCACGAAACAGUCACAUGGGUGGUAUUAAAUAAACCUAUUUACAUAACAAAGCAGCAGUUAUACGCUUUACGUCGUCUUAUGCAAGGCAGUCCAGAUCAUCCAAAAGCUCCGUUAGGCAAUAAUUAUCGACCGCCGCAACCCUUAUUACAUCGACCCAUACGUACCAAUAUUGAUUUUAAAACUCCGAAAAUUAAUGGUAAAUCCGCUUGUCCAACAAUGUACCGUGAGGUCUACUAUAAAGCAACUAGUUGGAAACAGCAUUGAAUUUUACGAAUGCUAUAUAAUAUGAAGGGAAGAAUGGAAAGACAUCAACAUCAAUCAUAAUAAUAUUAACGACAACAACAGCAACAACAACAACAAUCAAAUGGAUUUUGAAAACAUUCCCGUAAAGUUUUGCGUGUAACAGGAGCUUCCACUAAAUGUAAAGUAAAUAACACAUAUAUACA
Molecule: messenger RNA, 1723 nt
Organism: Glossina fuscipes
Lineage: Eukaryota; Metazoa; Arthropoda; Insecta; Diptera; Glossinidae
Gene: CARPB
Product: carbonic anhydrase-related protein 10
Exons: 10
Coding region: 558-1541 (327 amino acids)
Molecular function (GO): carbonate dehydratase activity; zinc ion binding
Source: RefSeq, a predicted model, not a curated record